Molecule: messenger RNA, 610 nt
Organism: Aspergillus vadensis CBS 113365
Lineage: Eukaryota; Fungi; Ascomycota; Eurotiomycetes; Eurotiales; Aspergillaceae
Product: holo-ACP synthase
Exons: 1
Coding region: 52-507 (151 amino acids)
Biological process (GO): fatty acid biosynthetic process
Molecular function (GO): magnesium ion binding; holo-[acyl-carrier-protein] synthase activity
Source: RefSeq, a predicted model, not a curated record
CAACCCACAACCUGACCACUCCCACCAACCCACCCAACGUACACAACCACCAUGAAACCAACCCCCUUCCCCUUCGCCCUCAACAUCGGCACCGACAUCGUCCACCUCCCACGAAUAACCCGCCUCCUCGCCCGCCCCAACUACCUCACCCGCUUCACGCACCGUAUUCUCCACGCCCGCGAACAACAAGACUUUCGCACCCGCUUCUCCCUCCCUCCCUUACCCUCCCAAAUGCCAACUACUCCUAGCAUAAGUAUAUCCCCCGACAUGACGCGGUGGCUCGCCGGCCGGUUCGCGGCCAAAGAGGCCGCGCGGAAAGCGGCGCCUCGUGGCGCGGCGCAUAUUAGCUGGAAGGAUGUGGUGGUUACGGUGGGGGAGGAGGGGGGGAGGCCGGAGGUGGUGUAUUUAGAUGGGGAUGGGGAUGGGGAUGAGGCUGGGAGGGUAGGGAAGUUGUCCAUUUCGCAUGAUGGGGAGUAUGUCGUUGCUAUGGUGGUGGCGGCGGGGUGAAGGGUUAUUCUUCUAGGAGUAUAUGGGGUUUCCAUAAGGGUUUAUAUGCGGAGGAUAUAAAGCAGAUACUAGACGGGGACUGGAUUCGGUCAGUUCAGUGUGA